Messenger RNA from Pestalotiopsis fici W106-1, 1326 nucleotides. RefSeq lists its product as uncharacterized. The transcript has a single exon. Bases 1 to 1326 code for a protein of 441 amino acids. Gene Ontology annotation, cellular component: cytoplasm; nucleus. The record is from RefSeq and is a predicted model, not a curated record. Gene Ontology annotation, molecular function: phosphopantothenate--cysteine ligase activity. Gene Ontology annotation, biological process: coenzyme A biosynthetic process. NCBI's taxonomy places the organism in Eukaryota, Fungi, Ascomycota, Sordariomycetes, Amphisphaeriales, Sporocadaceae.
AUGGCACAGCAACAGUCCCCCCAAUCCCCUGCCUCGCCACCACACGAGAGUCAGACACCUGCUCUCAGUCUCUCAUUUAAACUCACACAAAACAGGCCUUCGUCAAGGUCUUCAUCAGUCUCGUCAGUGGCAUCGCAAGACACCAUGGCAACCGCCUCGACACAGGGCACGUCCACCUCCAUACAGGAAGAGAAUGCCUAUUUCGCGGCCAACCCUGCCACCAAAACCCUGGCAAACCAUGUCGCUCUGGCGCGAGAGUUUAUCAACUACCACGCCGAGGGUAACCGGCGUGUCGUUUUGAUCACCUCGGGUGGUACCACUGUGCCUCUGGAGAAGCAGACGGUCCGUUUCAUUGACAACUUCAGCGCCGGUACCAGAGGUGCCACCUCGGCCGAGUACUUUCUGGAAGCCGGCUAUGCCGUCAUCUUCAUGCACCGACAGUUCUCGCUGCUACCGUACAGUCGGCAUUACAGCCACUCCACCGACUGCUUCCUGGACUUCAUGUCCGAGGGCGACAACGGCAGCGUCGUUGCCAACACGGAGCACCAGGAGAAGAUGCUCAGAGUGCUGCGAAAGUACAACUCGGCCAAGAGGAACCGCAUGUUGCUCAUGCUGCCCUUUGUGACCAUUACCGACUACCUGCACGAGCUGCGGUCGAUAGCGCAGCUGAUGCACCCCCUCGGACCCAAUGGUCUGCUUUACCUUGCCGCUGCCGUGUCGGACUUUUUCGUUCCCUCAGACCGCAUGGCCGAGCACAAGAUUCAGAGCACCAACGCCACGGAUGCCCUGUCACCUGAAGCAUCGACGGCCACAAAGAUCCAGGACGAGGAGGCCUUUGACAAUUUCGACUCAUCGCCAAGUGUGCCGCGCAGCAAGAGACUCAUAAUCGAUCUCGACCCCGUGCCCAAGUUUCUCAAGAACCUGGUCGACGGCUGGGCGCCCGAGGGCAUGAUUGUUUCAUUCAAGCUGGAGACGGACCCGGCUAUCCUGGUCCACAAGGCAAAGUACUCGCUGGACCGGUAUCAGCACCACCUCGUCAUUGGCAACCUGCUCACGACGCGCAAGUGGGAAGUCGUAUUCGUCGCCCCCGGCCAGCGGGACCGGUGGAUCCGGGUGCCCCGGACGCGCAGGCGCAAGUCGGCGAGCGGCAACGAGGAGCUCGUCGGCGCCGCCGACAGCGAGUGGAUCCAGGACAAGCCCAUGGACCCCGCGACCCUUCCCGAGGGGGAGCCGGGCAUGGAGAUUGAGAGCCUGAUCAUCCCCGCCGUGCAGGAAUUACACGACAAGCACGUGGAGGAGUUCAAAGCGAAAGUGGCCCAGAAGUAA